Molecule: messenger RNA, 1884 nt
Organism: Durusdinium trenchii
Lineage: Eukaryota; Dinophyceae; Suessiales; Symbiodiniaceae
Source: the annotation of a GenBank genome assembly
GUGGUGAGGCCUCCGCAAGUUGUCUCUUCGGUGUCAGUGGCUCCGCUUCAGAUAGCGUCGCCGAGAACCUUCGCCCCGGUCACGCCGAGCCAAGCAAUGCCAGCCCGGCAAGGGCACGCCUUGUCACCAAUACCUCCAGCUGAUAGCGCAGCCCCCGUGCACGAGGAGUCCUCUCAAGCAUUGAAGCCGUUCCAGUCGAGCAUAUCGAUAGGCGUGCAGACGACUGUUGAGUCGCAGGAGCUAGAAGUCGUCCUGCAGAAGCUCGCACUGGCCGUGGAGGAUACCAGCGCUAUCAACCAGAAAAAUGGGAUUUCAGAGGUUAAAGAGGCACGUGACCGGUUGCAAGAGGCUUUAGCAGAGGGUCGAGCUAUGUCGCUUUCCAAGGAUCAACUUGCUGCUGCAGAAAGACAGCGUCGACGAAUCCACAACCUGUACCAGGAUUUGAAGGGCCACUUGCGAAUCUAUUGCCGGGAGAUGGAGAGUCUGAAGGUUGAUGGCAACAUUCUCGAGGUGACCUUGACCGGAGAUACCUACGAGUUUGAUGGCAUUUUUGACACUUCCAGCUCUCAGGAAGACAUUUUUGACUCUAGCUGUGACUUGGCACAGUCGGCUCUUGAUGGCCACAAUGUGACCGUUUUUUGCUAUGGCAUCACUGGUGCUGGCAAGACCUACACUAUGUAUGGUGCUCCGGAAGCAGAUGGAUUGGCACAGAGGAUGAUUAGCGAGCUGUUCAGAAAGGUAGACAUGAACGAUGAAAAGGUGACCAUCUCUGGCUCAAUGAUGGAGCUCUAUAACAAUCAUUUGGUGGAUUUGCUCCGGCCAAUCGAUUGGCAGGGGCGGCAGAACCCACCCUUGAGCAUGAAGUUGGACAAAUCCGGAAAUGUGCAGGUGGAAGGACUCGCUAAAGAGAGGGCAAGCGAGGAGCAUGAGCUCCAGGCCAUCUUCCAGCGAGGACUGGAACAGCGUGCAGUCGCUGCACAUGCCAUGAAUGCGGAAAGCUCACGCUCGCAUGUGCUGUUCACAGUUUAUCUAACAAAAGAGGACUCGGAUCGCACCAGCAAGUUGCACUUCUGUGACCUGGGUGGGUGUGAGCGCUUGAAAAAGACGGAGGUGGAAAAGGAUCAAGAUCGCAAGCUCGAAGCAAUCGAGAUCAACAAGAGCUUGUCAGCUUUGGGAGAUGUCAUCGAGGCAAUUGCCAGGAAAAAGAAGUACAUCCCGUACAGGAACCACAAGCUGACCCAGCUACUUCAAGAUGCUCUUGGCGGAACUGCCAAGGCUUUGAUGUAUGUGAAUUGCUCACCAUCGAGCGCAACCAUCAGAGAGACCGCAAAUGCCUUGAAAUUGGCCAAUCGAGCGAAGAACGUUGUGAACCUGGCGUCAGAGCCCUGUUCUCCGACUUCAAGAGGCGACAACUAUGCCACAUUUGAAAAGCUGAUGAGCAAAGAUGAUCCUAAAUGAGCUGAUGAAAAAUCUAAGAAUCGAAAUGCAAUCUUCUUUUGUUUGGCCUCAACGCCACUUAUCCAGGCACCUUAUGCAGAUGUAAAUUCUACAGCUAGGUCCUAGGUCUAUGCUUUGUGUGUGAGCUUUACUGAGUUGAGCCUUGUUCGUCGACACAUGUACUCUUCUGAAAUGGACUUCGUUUCAGCAAUACCCCUCGUUCAACACAUGCCAGGUCGGGGUCCAGACUGAUUGGAGCCAGCUCAAGGCCAAAUCGGGGGUGGCUGCUUGGCGCUUCCGCAUGGCUUCCGCAUAGCUUCCGCAUAGCUUCAAGCUGUGCCUAGUGCUGUGCUGUGUCUCCUUAAAGGAGACUCCCCAAAGCGGGAAUACACGGCUUCCGUUGAACCAAUUUUCAAUCAAGGGUGCUUUCACGGGGUGCUUCUGAGC